This is a messenger RNA of Adineta steineri, 907 nucleotides long. Lineage: Eukaryota; Metazoa; Rotifera; Eurotatoria; Adinetida; Adinetidae. The record is from the annotation of a GenBank genome assembly.
UGCUGUAGCAAAAUGUAAAGUAGUUUUUCCAGAUGUUUUGCCUGAUACAGUUUCGACUAUGAAAGCAAUUCAUGAAGAAAAAUGUACUGGUCUCCUGGGUGCACCAAUUAUUUUUCGAGAUAUUUUAGGACAUCCUGACAAAAAAAACUAUGAUCUAACUUCAUUAGAAUUUGGCGCACUUGGUGCAAGUCCAAUGCAUAUUAGUUUCUUACGUCAAAUUGAAAAAGAAAUGCCACUGACACGCGCUUCUCAAGGUUAUGGAAUGACGGAACAGGCUGCUAUAUUCAGUAGUGGUUUCUGGGCUGGUGAUGAAGAUUCAGAAAGACGUCUUGGAUCAUUAGGAAAAAUUAUGCAAGGUUUAGAAGUUAAAAUAGCUGAUGAAGAAGGAAAUGCUGUUCCUAUUGGCAAACAAGGUGAAAUAUGGAGUCGAGGUUUCUCGAUGAUGGUCGGAUAUUAUAAUGAUCCAGAGAAGACUAAAGAAACAUUAACACCAUCCGGAUGGCUUCGAACAGGUGAUGAAGGUAAAAUGGAUGAAGAUGGCUUUCUCUAUUAUAUUUCACGUCGAAAAGAAAUGAUAAUUCGUGGCGGUGUUAAUAUUUAUCCAAUCGAAAUAGAAAAUGUUAUUAUUGAACAUCCAAGUGUUGCCGAAGCACAAGUAUUUUCUAUUCCUGAUCAACGAUAUGGUGAAGAAGUAUGUGCAUGGAUUAAACUGAAACCUAAUGCAACAAAAUGUGAACCUGAUGAUAUUACAAAAUUUUUGAAAGACAAAGUAGCAUUUUUCAAGAUUCCGAAACACAUUCGUAUUGUUGAUAAGUUUAUUAUGACACCAACAGGAAAAGUACAAAAGUUUAAAUUAUCAGAAGCAAUGGUGCAUGAACUAAAAGAAGGUGGUGGCAAUAAAAAAUGA